This is a messenger RNA of Hippopotamus amphibius kiboko, 1430 nucleotides long. RefSeq names its product zinc activated ion channel (gene ZACN). The transcript is spliced from 9 exons. The coding region runs from base 20 to 1249 and encodes 409 amino acids. Gene Ontology annotation, cellular component: neuron projection; membrane; synapse. Gene Ontology annotation, biological process: signal transduction; regulation of membrane potential; chemical synaptic transmission. Gene Ontology annotation, molecular function: transmembrane signaling receptor activity; extracellular ligand-gated monoatomic ion channel activity; neurotransmitter receptor activity. Lineage: Eukaryota; Metazoa; Chordata; Mammalia; Artiodactyla; Hippopotamidae. The record is from RefSeq and is a predicted model, not a curated record.
CUCUGCGCGGCUGCUGCUGAUGGCCCUGUGCCUCCUGCUCCAUCUCGCCUUCCUCAGGCUCGGAACAACUCAGCCCUUGGCUCAGGAGCAUGGCUUCAGCGCGCCAGUGGUUGAUUGGCCAUCCUUCUCCAACCUCGACUCACCCCAGGAGGUUCAGGAAACCACUGAGGUUCCAAACAACGGAAGUGCGCCCCUGCUCGUGGAUGUGCUGGUGUUCGUGUCAAACGUGUUUAAUGUGGACAUCCUGCGGUACACGGUUUCCUCCACGAUGCUGCUUCGGCUGUCCUGGCUGGAUACUCGCCUGGCCUUGAACGCGACUGGGCACCAGCGGGGCAUGGUUACGCUGCCCUGGGACUCGCUCUGGAUGCCGGAACUCACUAUCCGAGAGGCGCUCUGGGUGGAAUGGCAGGACCGGAGCCCACGGGCCCGAGUGGAUCGCGACGGCCACAUCGAGCUCUACCUGGCCCUCACCACGGAGACCAACUGUGACUUGGAGCUCUUCCACUUCCCCAGGGACCAGAGUGACUGCAGGAUCAGCUUCUUCGCUUUCGGCAACACUGUGAUGGAGCUGGAGUUCAAGCCCCACGCAGUGAAUGAGAUUGUGAGCGUUAAGAGGGAGUACGUAGUUCGGGACUUGAAAACCCAAGUCCCAUCCCAGGAGCUGGUGCCCUGCUUCCAGGUGACGUUGCGCCUGGAGAACACAGCACUGAAGGCCAUCAUCGCGCUCUUAGUACCUGGUGAGGCGCUGCUGUUGGCCGACCUGUGCGGGGGGCUGCUGCCCCUCGGGACUGAGCGCAUCGCCUACAAGGUGACCCUGCUGCUGGGCUACCUUGUCCUCUACUCCUCCCUGGUGCAGGCCCUGCCCAGCUCCUCCUCCUGCAAUCCGCUGCUCAUUUACCACUUCACGGCCCUGCUGCUGCUGCUUUUCGUCAGCACCAUAGAGACCGUGCUGCUGGCCGGGCUGCUGGCCCAGGGCAACCGCAGGCAUGAGAGCAGCUGCAGCCUGGCCCCGAGAGUGGAGCAGCACGACCGUGGGAACCCAGGGCCUAAUCCUGAAGAAGUCCCCAGAGGAGCAAAGGGGUCCAGGAGGAGCUGGGCUGAGGCCGCUGACCACAUCUUCUUCCUGCUGUACCUGGCGGGGGUGGGGUGUGGCCAGCUCAUCUUCAUUGUCCUCUGGGUGUGGACGACAUGCAAGUCGGACCCAGCCCCUGGCGAGGCCGUACCCCAUGGCGGGUGGCCCAGGCUGUAACAGGCAAGGCCUGGGGCUGCAAACCUGGGGAGUUGGUCUGUCAGAGGGUCUCCGGAGAGAGGGGGAGGGAGGUUGAUUCUCUUCCCUAAGCCUGGAGGACCCCAGGCCACGCUGAGAUCUCCCUUCUGUCAGCACGCAAGCAAAGAAUGUGGAAUAAACCCACUGCCCAGUGCAAGGGCGC